CCCAAACAAUAGCUUGCCAUAAUUUUCAUUCAUUGGGGUUUUUAUCAGAAGCACUUUCAUUCACUGAAUGGCUUCUUCAACUGAACAGCGGGUUCCCUGUUGUGAUUCUCAACAACCCCUGACUGAACCUGUGACACGUGAUGUGUCUCAUUGAUGUGACUCUAUUUACAGAUGAAGACAACACAUCUUUAGUGGUUCCAACACUUUUUCAAAAAAAUGACAGAUAUUUUCUCAAUUUUUUGCUAUUUUCUAUUUUCUUAAAAGAUCAUUAGCUAUUUUCUCGAUUUUAAUUACAAAACUCUAAACCAGAUAUGUUCAAUUUCAUCUCAAACUUGGUCCAGAUUUUGCAAAAUGGACUAACUGUUCUAUUCUUGCUUUCUACCACUUGCUGUGAAGCCAGGCCUGGCUGUUUGAGGCGAGCGAUAGCUCGCGCUCGCCUCCACGCUCCCCUCUCAACCUGAGGCGAGCUAUGAAUUGCUCUCCUAAACAGAACAUGAAGGGAGAAUUGCUCCCCUAAAAUUUCCAUUCAUUUGCCCUUUUCCUAUUCAGAGAAUCCUGAAAACUUACAAGGGUUAAUUGGUUUAUUUUUGUAACAGCAAUUUCUCCCGUCAUUGCAUUUUUUGCAAUUAACUUUUUGCUUGUUAGGCGGUUUUUGUUAUGAUAAGCAUAAACUUAGAUCUAUUUGGAAAAAGAUAGUUAACCGAAAGGUACAUUUGUAGCGAUUAGAACCUUUCAAUCUUAAGAAAACAGGAAUAUUUUUGGAAGGAAAGUCGAAGAAAUUGGUAGGAAUUGUAGAUUGGGGAUAUAAUAAGACAGCAGGUCCCUUCCAGCAAUAGAAACAAAACUAUGCCUCAAAGAGAACAAGGUACUCUGUCUUGCAGAUCAAAAACGACAACCAAAACAUGGAAUUCCACUAUCCAGCGGCAUUUACUGAAAAACCCAGAUUGGGUGAAAACUAUAACAGCAACAUGUUUGGCAUUAUUGGCAAAGCCUGAUCAUCGUUCCAUCUAGCAGUUUGUGAAUCUAUCUACUAUAUAAACAUGACCAACCGCUUUUGUGUAGACAUAAGUGAGUUCGUUUUCACCAUAGGACUCCGUUGGUAACAUUUUCAAUAGGAAAGCGGCACUGAUUGGACAACCUCAACAGUCAUGUGCUCGCGUUUUCUGAUUGGCCUAUUUUGAUCCAAAACUGGGUAUUUUGUCAUACAGUUUUCCAUCUAUCUUCUGACUUUCUAUACUCUGAAGAGUGCUAGACGAAUAGCUUAAGUUUGUUUCAAAAUUUGUUUUUCAAAGCCAUUUUCAAAUUCUGCACAACAAAAUAAUUGUUUGGCAAGAGAAUUGUUGUUUUUGUGUUGUGCCAGCUUUACAUGAAACUGAAAGAGUCUGUUCUUUUAAAUACUUCAAGUAAAGGGGGUGCCUAAUUCAUGGUUAAAGCAAAUACAGAUUGAAAGAAGUAAAACAGCAUACUCCUGACUGAGGCUAUUAAAGGCAACCAACAGAUACUAAAGGGGCUUAAGUCAUUUGUUGAUUAUCUUUAAAGUAUAUUCUAUGUGUUACUGAUUUUGCUCGCCUCAGCAAAUGAGGGGAGCGAUUCACAGCUCACCUAUAAAAAUACAAACGGCCAGGCCUGGAGAAGCCCCCGGUUCAGCAAAUCAAUUUCAAUUGUUUUGUUGUCAUAUUCAAUUUUAUUGACAGAUGGCAACCCACCAAUGUCCAAUACGACGUCCUUUAACUUAAGGGUUUUAUGAUAAAAGAAAGCAAUUUGUAUUCUUCAAUUAGGUCCCCUGGCUUAGAAGAGGUUGCAGGCAGUGGACAGUCCUUCUGAGAUUUUGCAUACAUUAUUUCUUACCAGAUUAGUAUCCUGUUUUCCCCUGAUGCGAAGGAUAAUGUUCAUAAUGUCUUAGUUGAAUAAACAUUUUUUCUCAACAUAAACUCACAAGGGGUUAGUAAGAAUAGGCUGUUGAAGAACAGACACCAGAAGAUUUUGUUCAUUCCUAUCAAUUGACUUUGUUUAGGUAUCAUGUAAUAAUAAUAUUAAGAAUCUGCUCAUUUUUAUUUUCAUAUUUAGCUUUUUAGCCAAAAGCAAACCACCCACGGUCACAAUGCCAAGGAUAAAGGAGAAUCCCAAAGGGCAAGCUAUUUGUGGCAAUACUCACUGGUGCUAUCCCACAGUUCAUUGAUGUUGUAAUGAAUUUUGCAUCUGUCGAGCUCAAGCAAGAUAAUAUUGUAGCAAAGUUUUACAAGAAGAGAAAGAACAUUAUAUUCUUUGGGGAUGACACAUGGAUUAAAUUGCUCCCAAAGUGUUUCUUACGUCAAGAAGGUACCACAUCUUUUGUGGUCUCUGACUUCACCGAGGUUGACGAUAAUGUCACACGACAUUUGAAUGAGGAACUAUCACGCUUUGACUGGGAUGUUAUGAUAUUGCACUUCCUUGGACUGGAUCAUAUUGGCCACACAUUUGGUCCGUACCAUUCUCUGAUAGGCCCAAAAUUGUUAGAGAUGGACCAGGUAAUUGAAAAGAUAGUUGAGUCACUUGCUCAGAGGAACAGACGGUAUUCAGAGAAAAGUCUGUUUGUUUUGACAAGUGACCAUGGAAUGAAUGAUGCAGGUGGGCAUGGAGGAUCUACAACGGCUGAGACGAUAACUCCGCUUGUUUUUGCCAGUUCUCACUCGUUAAAAGGACAAGGAAAACCUUUUACAAGAAAAAUGGUGAAUCAGAUUGAUAUCGCAGCGACAAUUUCAUCGUUUUUUGACCUGGCAAUACCGGUUCAAAGCGUUGGUGCAUUGAUUGGUGAUCUUCUCAAAUUUCAUCCAAUUGAAGUUCAAAAGCAGAAAGUGAAAGAAAACAUAUGCCAACUUGCUGAGCAGACAGGUCAUAUUACUUUCAAUUCUGCAACUGCUGGUUCAAUACUGCAGUGUUGUAAUCGGAGGACAGAAUGCUUAAAGAACACAAGUCUAGUUGACCUAAAUAGGUUACUUCAGGAGCAAAGUGCUUUACUUCAAGCCCAGUUUUCUGGCUACCACCCUGAAAAAAUGUUCUUUGGAAUUGCCUUGCUUUUCUUUUCCUUCGUACUUUCAUGGUGGCAAUGGUUUAUUCCAAUUCUUUCAUCGUUUCCAAAACACUUCAGAUCAGGUUUAAAUUACUGGCUGUUGUUUGCAAUAGCUGUUCAUUCGUUGAGUAUGGCAUCAACAAGUUACAUUGAGGAAGAACAUCAGCUUUGGUACUUUCUUCUCACUACGUCAAUGCUAAUUCUACUCUUUUCUGGUACAGCAAACAUUAACAAAGGUCACACUACAGUUAGGGAAGGGUUCCAGUGUGUUUAUUUUUUAUUACUAUUGAGAAUUAUGCGAGGCUGGAACCAAACUGGAGUCAAAUGGCUAGGCCAGAAAGACAUUGCCCACUUACUCAGGGCAAAUGAAAGUAAACUUAAUAUUUUGAUUAUAAUUUUUAUUUCUUUAAUGUCAAUCUAUUAUGUGUAUUUUUGUUCGGCAAGAACUCUGGGGAAUGUACUUAAUGCUGUUGGCCUUAUUCUUGUUCUUUUCAAUAAGAGCAUUGGUCUCUUACAGUGGCAGCACCUUUUUGUGAAUGAAAAGACCGCAGCCAGAUUGGUUUUUGCAGUAUCUUUCUUUAUUGGCAUCAGACCGAUGGCGCAACUUGCUUUUAUGAAAGUAGCUGGUAGGCGUCAGAAAGAAUACGUGGAGAGUCCACAAGAGAGAAAAGGAGUGUUAGAUCAGCGAGUGAAAUACAUUUUAAGGAAUUCUUUAGAUUGGCUUAGAUUGCAGAUAGAUCUUCGAGCCUGGUUACAAAGUAAGUUGACUAGUAAGCAAGACUUGACAGAAGGAGAGUGCUACAGAGCCGAGCAAGGCCAUUUGCAUGCACUGUUGCUAAUUUACCUCCUUGUUCUGCGUCCUCACAACCUGGUUUGGAUGGGCAUAGUUGCAGCGGUUGAAACAACACUUUCUACAAUUGUUAAAAACCGGUUUGAUGCAAACUAUGACGUUCCAUUCAUAAUGACAAAUUUUGUGUUUGCAAGGGCUUGUUUUCAUGCACAGGGACUCUCCAAUGCACUCUCGAGCAUUGACGUAUCAACAGGCCUAACUGGCUUCAACCAUUACUCUCCAGUAUUUGCAUGUCUUCUCGUUUCGAUUGCCACUUACGGGAUUCACAUAUUUUGGGUUAAUGCUCUCGCUUGCCACAUAGCACCGAGCCAAUCUAAAGACUCUUUUACAUGGAAAGUUCGAAGCACAUACAAUGCUCUUCUCUCCUUUGAGAACGUCGUUUUCUGCGUCGUUAUAUAUUGUUGUCGAUAUCAUACAUUUAUCUGGACUGUUUUUGCACCUAAAUUUCUAUUUAUUGCAACACGCUAUAUCUUUAUUAUAACCUUAUUAUGGAUUUUGUAGUUAUUUUUCUAUACAAUUGAAAUGUAUUAUUCAUUUAGUUGAUCUGAAAUUUUAGUUAACUGUGACAACAGGCAAAGUAUAUUUACAAGAAUAUUAGUGCCUUUGCGCAUCAUCGGUUUAGCAAAAGGAGCCAUGACAGUUUUAGGGUGUCUCAAAUUUUUAGAAAUUGCGCUUUUUCAGGUUUUGAAACUCCAGUUAACCGUAAUAAAGUUAAAAUUUGAAUGGGCGAUAGGGAUCUAUUUAUAGAAUAGAGCAACCUAAAAAAUCCCGAAAGAUUCCCGUAGAACAAAUUCGAACAGAAUGUUUUAUUUUGAAAUCAUACUCUAAGCCAUAUUUAUUUCUAAAAAGGGAGAGUUGGGAAGAUUAGGAUUCACUGACCCGUGUAUUCGGCUAAGAGCAAAUAAAAUAAAAUCAAAAAGAGACCAAAUGCUUCCCCAUCGGCACAUUUGCCGCUGAUGCUGUUAACAGGAAAGUUUGUACGUAAGAUGAGACUGUACUCUAUCUACUAUCAGAAGGCUAUCUCUAUCUACCACUAUAGACAAGGACUGUGGGGGUCUUUUUAAAUAGGAUGCGCAAAUUUAUUCCCUCUCCACUAGAUUUUGCAUUUAUUAACGGCCUAAAGCUUGGAAUAUUGAUCGGAUUCAUCAGCUUAAACCAUUAUUAAGUAGAUCUGCAACAGGCA
Molecule: messenger RNA, 5082 nt
Organism: Rhopilema esculentum
Lineage: Eukaryota; Metazoa; Cnidaria; Scyphozoa; Rhizostomeae; Rhizostomatidae
Source: RefSeq, a predicted model, not a curated record